UAUGGUGUUUGAUAAGUUUAGCAAGCAUCAUGUUAGUCCUACAUAUUCAGCUAAUGAUCUGAAAGUUUUAAAAAUAGCUUUAUUUGCUCCGAAAGAAAGUAACGGUGGCCUGAACAUAUCGAGUAGUGUACCGGCAAUCGCUUUGGGGGUAAAAUGGGUUGAGUUAGAGAGUGGUCUGUUAGACGGCUAUCGACUUAACAUAACCUAUUUUGACAGCAGGUGUGAGAGUAAAUGGUCUUUGGGAACUGCUGCUAGUAUUAUAGAAAAAGUAGACGUUAUAAUAGGUCCACCGUGUUCGAAUGCUAUGGUGCCUGUUGCGCAAUUGGCUUCAUUUUGGAACAAACCUAUAAUAGGUUGGGUAUCUACCAACAAGGAGUUAGAUAAUAAGAACGUACACUCCACUCUUGUGAGAACUUUGGGACCGGUCUAUAAAAUUAGUGUUCUCUUAAAAGAAAUGUUUGAAAAGUACAACUGGAGGAUAUGCGCUUUGAUCAGUACGAAAGCGGAUGGUAGUAGAUCGAUAAGAGAUGCGAUCGUAGAAGAAUUUUUUUCUGCGAAUAUUGAGAUUGUUGAACUUAUAGAAGUUAAUGAAGAAGAAGAGGAGAACGCCAUUAGGCGCGCUUACCGUAAAAUCAAAUCGGAAGCGAGAAUCGUCAUAUUAGCGAUUCCGUUAGAAGAGAUCAGGAGGUAUAUGUUAUUCGCCUACGAUGAAAAGAUGACGGGGGGUGAUUACGUGUUCUGGACGUUUGAAGAAGUGCCUAAUGACAAGUGGGUUAACGGAAACGAAUCUUGGAUAGGAGAUGAUAAUCGGAAUGAAGAAGCCUUGAGCUCAAUGAAAGCCCUAUUUCAUGUGGCAAUUGCUGAUAGUAUUGUUAACGAUUAUAGAGGAAGAGAAAAGGAAAAGUUAAAACAACUUGCAAUGGAAGCUUAUUAUAACGAUACUGAUCGUUGGGGGCAAAUAGCCGAGACACCAUCUCCGUGUGAUAAAUUCUGUUUCUAUUUGACGGAUGCUAUACGGAUUUACGCUCUACUAGUAAACGAAUCUCUAAGGAAAAAUAUUAGUUAUACGAAAGGGUUAACUUUCUUCAAAUUGGCUAAUAAUAGGGUCAUAAAUGGCACAACUGGAACGAUAUUCAUUGACGAACUGGCUGAUCGACAGCCAAACUACUGGGUUUUAGAUCUUCAACCCGAUGGAAUUAUGCAAAUACAAACUGUUUUAACCUGGCAUUUGGAUAAUCGUAGCAGGCAGUACUAUGAUUUUACCGAAAUGAAUGAGCCUCGGUGGCCCAAUGGAAAAUACGGUGAGGAAAAUGCUCCACCGGAUCGGCCUCCUUGUGGAUUUCAGAACGAAUUAUGUCCAGAACCCUUUCCAACAGUUGCAACAGCUUUAGUUUCAUCUUCUGUUGUUCUAUUAAUUGUAAUUAUUGCGGUAGGAGUAAAGGUUUAUCGGAGGAAACGUUUUGAAAAGACUUUAGCCAGCAUGCUUUGGAUGAUAGACUAUACAGAAAUCAAUUUCGACAUACGUAAUUUUUGCAGAUAUGGUAGUUUCAAUGGUGUUGGAUCAUUUGGAAGCCAUCUUGUCGAUAAAUCAAGUUCGAUAAGAUCACUUACAUAUUCGGAAACUGUUGGCCAAUUGUUUACAAAAGUUGGUAUAUAUAGAGGAAAUGUUGUAGCUGUAAGACGCAUUUCACGGGAAAAUGUUCCUCAUACAAGGCCUCUUCUUGUCGAAUUGAAUAACAUGAAAAAUUUAGCUAAUCCUAAUAUAUCAGUAUUUAUAGGAGCUUGUAUUGUUUCACCAAAUGUUUGUGCAGUUUGGCAAUACGAGAAUAAAGGCAGUUUACAAGAUGUCCUACACGACGACAAUGUCAGGCUUGAUUUUAUCUUUAAGCUGUCAAUAAUAGUUGAUAUUAUUAAGGGAAUGGAAUACUUACAUACUAGUUCCAUAUCAUCUCAUGGUCGCCUAAAAUCAUCUAAUAUUGUUAUCGAUAGCCAUUGGAUAUGCAAAAUAACUGAUUAUGGAAUGAACACUUUAUUGGAAGGAGCUACGCCAAAUUUCGAAAUGACUGAUCACGCAUUUUAUAGUAAUUUAUAUUGGACUGCUCCAGAGCUGUUACGAACAUCAUAUACUUUUCCGAAUGGAACGAAAAAAGGAGAUGUUUUCGCAUUUGGCGUUAUUUUCAAAGAAGUCAUAUGCUCUAAUGAGCCAUAUGCGGAAUAUGAGUUUAUGGAGCCAAAGGACAUAAUUGCUAAAGUUGAAAAAGGGCCAGUCGAAGAUGGGAUCAUUUUUAGGCCAAAAAUCGAUUCCACUGGUGCCGUUGAUAUGGCUGUUCUAGAUAUUGCACAUAGAUGUUGGCAGGAGGAUCCUGAAGAGAGGCCAACUUUUAAAAAUCUACUAAGUAUUAUUAAGAAGAUAAGCAAGGGGGCGCCAACAAAUUUAACUUCGGCUAUGAUUGCCCGAAUGAAGAAAUAUACAGAUAAUUUAGAAUCGAUUAUACAAGACCGCACUUGCCAAUUAAUGCACGAGAAAGAAAAAACUGAUAGUCUAUUAUAUCGAAUGCUUCCACCCUCGGUGGCCGAAGCCCUCAAGCAAGGAAAACAGGUUACCGCCGAAUGGUUCGACGAGGUUACCAUUUAUUUCUCUGAUAUAGUUGGUUUCACGUCAUUGGCAACUAAAAGCACUCCAAUGCAAAUUGUCAACUUAUUAAACAAUUUAUAUACUUGUUUCGACGAUGCAAUCACUAUGCAUAAUGUGUAUAAAGUUGAAACAAUUGGCGACUGCUAUAUGAUCGUCUCUGGCGUUCCAAAACGAUUACCUAGUGCUCAACAUGUUCGACAUGUGGCAAACUGUGCACUGGACCUGUUAGAAGCCGUUCGCCAUUUCCCUAUCAAACACUUGAAAAACGAGCAGCUGCGGGUUAGAAUUGGUUUGCAUUCUGGUCCUUGUGCGGCUGGUGUUGUAGGUCUGGUAAUGCCUAGAUAUUGCUUAUUUGGUGAUACGGUAAACACAGCCAGUCGGAUGGAAAGUAAUGGAGAAGCUAUGAAGAUACAUUUAAGCAGUUCAACAAGCGAAAUAAUAAAGAGUAGAUUUCCUUAUUUCGUGGUCGAGUAUAGAGGAAAGAUUCCAAUUAAGGGUAAAGGAGAUAUGGAAACAUAUUGGCUCAAAGAGAGAACAGUUUCGGUUGCAGAACAAGAGAAUUUAGAGAGCUUCGAAAAGCCAUGGAUAAAUACUAGUUUGAAUAUGUCGAAAAAACAUUCAUUACCACCCAUAGUUAAGGCCCUACCUAAAAUCAAUUUAGGGGGCCAGUUUAUUCAAUCUAGUCACGUUCAAAAAAAUAGAGGAUUCCAGGUAUCAGAUGGAUCAAAAAAAUAUCCAAAAAAGAGAAACUUAUCACCCGUUAUGGUAAAGAAUCCUACACCAAGAACUACACUUCAGGGUCGUAUUGAAAAACAUGAUAUGAAAUCUGAAAGAAAUUAUCUGACUCGUUACGCCUGGCCAAAGUUGAAAGAAAUUUGCAAAGGGCAUAAUUUAGAAUUCUAUGUGGUCGACAUGCGAUGGGGUAUUACGGAUAGCGCCAUGAACGAACACAAAAUUGAAAAUCUAUGUUUAACUGAAGUGAAAAGUUGCUUUAAAAUGUCCUUUUCAACAGCCUUUGUUACUAUAUUAGGUGAUCGUUAUGGUCAUCAACCAAUUCCAUGCUCACUUUCCAUUCGACUUUGGGAAAUAUUUAAAAAAUAUGCAAAUGAAGAUUUUUCUAUUAUAAACGAAUGGUAUAAACUUGACGAGAAUUCAUCGCCAAAUGUCUAUGUUUUACAACCAAUUAAAGAUUUAAUACAAUCUUUUGGUGAAGAUCCUAAAGCCGCUAAACAAUGGAGAGAAAUCUCAUCAGCAGUGAAAAAUGUUUUGAGACGGAGUUCUGAAGCGGCCUUUGCUGCAGGAGCUCUAGCAGCUGAAGAAAAAGACCAGUUUUAUAAAUCUGUAACCGAACAAGAAAUAGACGUGGCCCUAAUGAACUCGAAGCGUUCCGGUCGAGACAUUUUAGCGUUCGUUAGGCGUUUUAAACAACUACAAUCAAUCGAUACUAUUUCAAACAUAGAAACGUCAUCUGUGGAAAGAUAUUUAGAUUGCAGUAGGGAAAAUGUAAUGUGUGAAAUAGAUCAAUUAGCUCAUAAAAGGAGGCAAAGUUUGCAAGAACGAUUAUUUCAUUUAUUAAAAGACACUCAACUUAGUAAAUUCGAUAUCAACUGGUAUGACGACGGCGUUAUUAUCGAUAAGCAUCCGGAUCAUAAGGAUUAUAUCGAAAAUUUCUGUGAACAAAUUGUAAAGAACAUAAAAAAACAGAUCGAAGAAGAUAUUGCUAAUAGAAAUGAUAUUUUUCCCUCUUCAAAUUAUUUUUCUGAUUAUGACGAAAUUCUACAUCAUCUUCACUUAGCAAAAUCAAAACGAGCAAAUUUUCUUGGGCAAGACGAGACCCUGGAGAAAAUUCGAUUAUACAUAAACAGUUCAUCUCGAACUCCCCUCAUUAUACAUGGCAUUUCGGGAGUUGGGAAAACAUCGGUAAUGGCUGAAGCCGCUUUUAAAUGCCGUAAUUGGCUAAAAAAGUCGGGUAAAAUUUUACCAGUAAUAAGGUUUUGCGGAACGAGUUCUUUAUCCUCUACAAUAAUGCAGGUAAUGUAUACGAUCUGCUCCCAGUUUGCCGACGAAUUAGAGUUCUUACUAGAACCAAUGAACGUUAACUCGUGGAAGACAUUAAAAGCUUACCUACCAAGAUUUUUUAGACAAGCGUCUAGAUCUUUAAAGUUAAAAAAGACGCAAGCAAUUAUCUUUAUCGAUUCCUUAGAUCAGCUAGAUUCAGACGCAUUUAAUUUGGAAUGGUUUCCUCAAGAACUUCCACCUUUUAUCAAGAUAAUUUUUUCAGUUCUAUCGGACUGUGAACAUAAAAUCGUUGAAGGACUACGGAAAUUAUCAAUAGACACCAGCAAUUUUGUCGAACUAAAUAAUUUAUCAGCAGAGAGUAUCGAAAACAUUAUUGAGAUGACGAUGCGUAAAAAGAAUAAGACAUUAACUGAAGAACAGAGAAAUUAUGUUUUAAAAUCGAUUUCUCUUACCCCAACACCCCUUUAUCUGAAAUUAGCAUUGGACCAAGCAUUAUCUUGGCGUUCUUAUGAUUUAAUAGACGAAAAUACCUUAGCUAAUUCUGUCCGAACUGCAAUCUUCGCGUUAUUUGAUCGUUUAUCCUCUAGGCAUGGAACGCUCUUAGUAAAACGAGCUUUGGGUUAUUUAACAGCUGGACUUGGGGGCCUGUCGAAUGUAGAGCUAGAGGAUGUUCUAUCGUGCGACGAUGAGGUCCUAGAUAAUAUUUAUGUUUACCACGAUCCUCCAACUGAAGGCGCAAUUAGAGUACCACCCCUUUUAUGGGCUAGACUAAAAUAUGACAUUGAAGAAUAUUUAGUUGAACGACGUUCUCACGGAGUAGUAGCACUCGUUUGGUACCAUCGUCAAUUUCAGGAGGCUGCUCUUAUUAGGUUUUGUCAACCUGAAGAUGAAACUCUAAAUUCUACACUAGCGAUAAUUUAUAGAGCUGAGAAGGACUAUAAACAGACUAUUACUCUUAGUAAACGAUCAUUAACAAUUAAUGAUGCUGAUCGUUUCGUUACAAACCAAGACAGUGAUUCAAUUAGAGUAUUACGAUGCCUUCCCUAUCAUUUGCGCAAGUCGAGAAAUCAGGAAUUAUUUAAAAUCCAAAGUGUUUGCAAACUAAAAUUCAUAACUUCCUUUCUGAAACGCUUUGAUCUAGCAUCCUUCGUAAAGGAAUUAGAUGAACCCGUUGGCGGGGUUGUUGAUGAGGAAGUCCUAUAUCUCCAAAAUACCCUCUCCGAUCUCAGUAGCCUCACACCAAACAGCCUACCUUUCGAAUUAUUACUAAGGGUUCGACGAUCGCAUCGAAUGUCUUGCUUAGGGCGUCUACUAGACGAAUGUGAAGAAAAGUUAAAACAAACCAAAUUGGCACUACCACUUACAUCAUGUUUGGCAAUGCCGACAGAUGACAGUGACUACUGGAUGAAUUUACACACUGUGCGUUACAUUCUAGCCGUUUGUUUCAUCUCUAAUCAAAUAAUCGCUUGCUCCUUUUCUCGAACUGUCGUUUUUUAUUCCACCGACGGGUUCGAAUCGAUAAACCACGUUUCGUGUGAUAUUUCACCCGAUCGUCUAAUAAGUACUAAAAAUCUCAGAUUAAUAGCAUUCGAAUCGGCGGCUGGUAAAUUAGAAGGUUGGAAUGUUGAGGACACAAAGCAGAUGUCGCGCCUAGACAGUAUUCGUUCGCUUACUGGCAUCAUAACGAUCGCUUUAAGAGAUACAGCUCUGUUUAUCGUGCAUCGACAAAAUGGUGUAUUACGAAUAGUUUCGCUUGAUUUGACUUCUGAUAAGAUUUUAACAGACACAAAAGUCGAAGGGGAGACUUUAAAUUCUGGCAAAGCCGAUAGUCUGUUUACUGAUAACUAUUUGGUCCUCUGCAUUGAAUGUACAAACGCUGAGCUUAACACCAUCAGACAGGCUGAGAAACGAGGAAAUCUCCCAGCGAGCUAUGGUACACGAAGGCUUGUAUCUUUCAAUCUCAAAGAAUGUAAUUCGAAUCCAACUUCAACCGCAAUUGUGUGCAAUCGUCAAUUAACUACAACGCCGUGUCUGGCCGAAACUGUUUGUAUUCUUCAAAAGGAUUGUGUGGUCAUUGGUAGACAGCGUACAUGCCUUAUUUGGGAUAUUUCUGAUGGAAGCUGUGAUCAGCGAAUGUCUCAUAAGACAAACAUUGCCCAGUUUUAUAGGCCAUACUGGAUUGAAGGUGAAGGCGUUUACGAUAAGUACAGCAAAAAAAUUGCUUAUGGGUCAACGAAAUGCUUAUUUCAUAACGGAGAUAGUAUGAUAGCCUCCGGCUCUGAAGACGGAUUCAUCUUACUUUACGACAUUCACGGAAUAAGUCUUAUCGGUAAUGUCGGAAAAACACCUAAUCACGGGGCCUCUGUUGAAAAUUUAGCCGUAAGUAAAGACGGGAAAUGGAUUGCGGCCUCAUCAAUCGAUCAUUUAUCAAUUUUUAAAUUAAAUGAAACAAGCCUCAAAAGAAUAUGUCUUUUGAAAAUGUCUCACGUAAAUUCUCUCCUAUUUUCAGAGGAUUCGACCUUUUUAUCAGCAACUGUUCAAAAUGAUAAACGUCUCUGUUUGUUCAAAUUAGUCAAUUAA
Messenger RNA from Dimorphilus gyrociliatus, 7234 nucleotides. The record is from the annotation of a GenBank genome assembly. Lineage: Eukaryota; Metazoa; Annelida; Polychaeta; Dinophilidae.